CAUGUUGUUCAAUGUGGCUCUUCAAACCCAUCUCCUACGGCAACUGCCAUUGCUCCGACCCUCUGCUCAAAUAUCAGAAAGGCAGUGGGGGUCACAUCUCCCAGAAUCUGGGGGCCUCUCGCUGAAAGGAAAGCCUGUAAUCUACGGAAGAAAAGAAAGAGGAAAUAGCCACGAUUUCACGGUUGUUGUCAGCGGCAGUCCAGCAAAUUGAUCACGGAGGAGGAAGAGGGAGAAGAAGAGGAGAGGAGCCAUGUCCAAUGUUAUCCUAGAGAGCAUCUUUCUGAAACGUUCCCAGCAGAAGAAAAAGACUUCUCCGCUGAAUUUCAAGAAGCGCCUCUUUAUGCUGACAGAGACCAAGCUCUCUUACUAUGAAUACGACUUCGAACGUGGGCGCAGAGGAAGUAAGAAGGGCUCGGUGGACAUCGAUAAAAUCACCUGUGUCGAGAUUGUGAUUCCAGAAAACAAUCCUCCUCCGGAACGACGGGUAUCGCGAAAAGAAGAUGCAAAUGAACACGAGCAGAUUUCCAUUAUAGAAAGGUUUCCUUAUCCUUUCCAAAUUGUAUACGAUGAAGGACCUCUCUAUGUCUUCUCUCCCAUGGAGGAAUUACGGACCCGCUGGAUUCACCAACUGAAAAGCAUGACCUAUUAUAACAGCAACUUGGUGCAGAAGUAUCAUCCUUGUUUCUGGACAGAUGGACAAUAUCUUUGUUGCUUCCAGACCGCCAAAAUGGCCAUGGGGUGCAAAGUUUUGGCCGGCCGGAGUCAAAGUUUCAAAAGUGGCCGUUUGCUUCAGAAGCCCGAAAAGCCAUUGCCUCCAACGCCAGAGGAGAAUCAGUUCAUGAAGAAGCCUCUGCCACCCAAGCCGACACCCAGCAUUCCUUCCAAGACGAGGAAGGUGAUCGCUCUCUACGAUUACACCCCCAUGAAUGACCAGGAUUUGCAGCUCCAGAAAGGGGAAGAAUAUCUCAUCCUGGAGGAGAGCAGUGAAUCCUGGUGGAGAGCCCAAGACCAGGAUGGGAAACAAGGUUACAUCCCCUCCAAUUACAUCACCGAAACAAGAGAUUCUCUGGAGAUAUUUGAGUGGUAUUUGAAAAACAUAACCCGAAGGCAAGCGGAAGAAUUGCUGAAGAAAGAGAGCAAAGAUGGCGGUUUCAUCGUUCGAGAUUCUAUCAGCAAGACAGGCAAAUACACUGUCUCUGUGUUUGCUAAGUCCUCUGGGGAUCCUCAGGGCACCAUCCGCCAUUAUGUGGUGUGCUCAACGCCCCAGAACAAAUAUUUCCUGGCCGAGAAGCACCACUUCGACACUAUCCCAGAGCUCAUCAACUAUCACCAACACAACUCCGCAGGACUUAUCUCCCGAUUGAAGUAUCCUGUUUCAACACAACAGAAAUCUGCUCCUUCCACCGCAGGGCUUGGAUAUGGGGCCUGGGAGAUUGACCUGAAAGAACUGACAUUUCUGAAAGAGCUGGGGACAGGCCAGUUUGGAGUGGUGAAACAUGGCAAGUGGCGAGGUCAAUACAACGUGGCCAUCAAGAUGAUCAAAGAAGGCUGCAUGUCAGAAGAUGCCUUUAUUGAUGAAGCCAAAGUCAUGAUGAAUCUUUCUCAUCCCAACCUGGUGCAACUGUUUGGGGUUUGCACGAAGGAAAGACCAAUCUUGAUUAUCACCGAGUACUUGUCCAAAGGUUGCCUCUUGACCUACUUGCGGGAUACUCGGCGGUCCUUCCAGGCCACCGAGCUUUUAGAUAUGUGCAAGGAUGUCUGUGAAGCCAUGGAGUAUCUGGAAUGCAAACAGUUUCUACACAGAGACCUGGCUGCUCGCAACUGCUUGGUCAACGAACAAGGGGUGGUCAAAGUGUCUGAUUUCGGCCUUUCCAGGUAUGUCUUGGAUGAUGACUACAUCAGCUCUGUGGGAACCAAAUUUCCUGUCCGGUGGUCUCCCCCAGAAGUUCUCCUCUACAGCAAGUUCAGCAGUAAAUCGGACGUCUGGGCUUUUGGUGUCCUGAUGUGGGAAGUCCACACUUUGGGGAAGAUGCCCUACGAGAGGUUCACCAACAGUGAGACCACCGACCACGUCAUCAAAGGGCUGCGUCUCUACCGCCCCCAGCUGGCCUCUGACAGGGUCUACGCCAUCAUGUACAGUUGUUGGCAUGAGAAAGCAGAAGAACGUCCAAGUUUCCAGGUCCUCCUUGGGCAAAUUAUGGAUUUAGCGAAUGAAGAUGUUUGAUCCCCACCGGUCACCCCAUGUUCAUUUUCCCCUGUGAAUUGUUGCCACAUUCUUCAGUUUGCUGAGGAACUGCUGAAUGGACACGGUGAAAAACAGAAUCAGCAAGAAGGCAAUCACAACCAAAAUAGUUCGAUCGAUUGAGAACUGUCUCCAAAACUGCCUUUUACUCACCUUUGUGUUUGUCUUCAAAGCCAGCCAAAACUAACAAGACUAGCAAGUGCUGUUUAGGUGUUUUCCUAUCCAGCAAGAUAAGGUGCAGUUUGAUCAUCCCAUUUCCAAGUCAGCCGAAAAGAAAACCAGCAUGAAAUUGUUUGUCUUCGUUUCUGAUUCCUGACCCACCUCAGUCUCUGCCUUCCCAUCAGGAUCAUGCGUGCCAAACCCUCACAGAUUUUGCCCACCUGGAGAUUAACCUUGGAUUACGAGAAAAAUCCUGCUUAGUGUUCAAUAGGAUGAAAACCCCUGUUGGAAUGGAACAGGAAAAAAAAACUAUGAUUACAGACAAAUGGCAGAGGCUUUUGGUAAAAGAAUACGUAGGUCUUCCAAAAUCACUUGAAACAAGAUAAUGGGAUUUAAUUAACGUUGGAGAACACAGCUGUUUCAAAAUGUCUUGUGCAGUGAUGGAUAAAAAUGCAAAGAAGCGAUAGAAAAAAUGAAUUGCAUUUCAUAAAGAGAAAAUGAACUCCUCCAUCACCUUCCUGGAUUCUUGUUGACUUGUUCACUGGUGCUUCGUUCAACGUGAAGAUUUCUUUUUAAUUUUUGUUUACUGUAAAAGUCAUCUGACUAAUCUUAUCAUCCCAAAUAUUCUCUUCCCCAAUAAAUCACAUUCAACAUCCUGAAAAAGUCCUCUGCUCCCAGAAACUGAAGCCAGGAAUCUUACUGUAGAACUCUUCAGAUAAACUUAGGGGGAAAUUUCCUUUUUUUUAAAAAAAAAAGAAAGCACAAAACGGGCAAAAAUGGAUACAAUACAGAACGGAUAGAGCAGUGCAAUGCACGAGACUUCACAUCAAACGAGUGAUACCUGAAGUCUGUUUCACUCUGAAGCAGUGAGAAAAUAGAACAGGGAAGUAGUAACAGGAAG
This is a messenger RNA of Pseudonaja textilis, 3302 nucleotides long. It is a transcript of the gene BTK, whose product is annotated as Bruton tyrosine kinase. The record is from RefSeq and is a predicted model, not a curated record. Gene Ontology annotation, biological process: protein phosphorylation; intracellular signal transduction. Lineage: Eukaryota; Metazoa; Chordata; Lepidosauria; Squamata; Elapidae. Gene Ontology annotation, molecular function: ATP binding; protein tyrosine kinase activity; protein binding.